Molecule: messenger RNA, 702 nt
Organism: Colletotrichum orchidophilum
Lineage: Eukaryota; Fungi; Ascomycota; Sordariomycetes; Glomerellales; Glomerellaceae
Exons: 3
Coding region: 1-702 (233 amino acids)
Source: RefSeq, a predicted model, not a curated record
AUGAUUCGUGGUGAUGACCUACUGAUUAAGAUCCCCUUCUUCACUGAGCACGACGGCUCUCCCAUCAUCGAAGAUACAAGAAAGAACCCUGCGCUCAGCAGUAAACCUUACCCUUCUUCCGUUGGCAAGCCUUCCGCCACGCCCAACAACGAGGACUGUGCGCCUUGCAAGUAUAUCAGCCUGACUGGAGAUCGUGUCUCGCAAGCACGGACACCCGAGACACCCAAUGAUCAUAACUACGGAGAGCAAAUGCCGGGAACUUGGCUGGAUCUCGCCUCGGAGGACAGCUUGCCGCCCGCCGAAGCCAAGUCCCAAUCCGUAUCAGCGGCUGUAAGAACACAGGCCAUACCCACUUCAUACGGCACCGUCACCGGUUCUCACAGAAAAUCACAGACGGAGUUCGCCUCGAUUCCUUCUGAAGUUCUUCACAUGGACUUUGAGUUUGCCAGUGGUCCUGAUACGGGUACCCAGGCUCAUAGGAAGUCGUCAACCGAGUUCAAAGAAAUUGUUGCAACCACCGGCUUUGAUGACAAGUCGGGUAUUCGAAAGGAUGUCGCCCUGCUCGACUUCGAUCUUCAGGAUCCGAACAGUACCCCCUGCGUCCCUGCGAGGGACGAGGAGAGGAAAAUUACCGGUCAAUUAUGGAGAAAGCCCGAGUCGCAAGAUCAGCCAGCGCAACUUUGGAAGUCAAAUGGUCGAUAG